Messenger RNA from Diprion similis, 723 nucleotides. RefSeq names its product protein LSM12 homolog A (gene Lsm12a). The coding region runs from base 126 to 701 and encodes 191 amino acids. The transcript is spliced from 3 exons. The record is from RefSeq and is a predicted model, not a curated record. NCBI's taxonomy places the organism in Eukaryota, Metazoa, Arthropoda, Insecta, Hymenoptera, Diprionidae.
GGCCAGCGAAUUAAAUCGCAGCCACGGUGCAUGUGCGUGUAGAAGACAAGUACUUGAGGUUGCAAACGCGGGCGGGGUGAAGGGGGACGGUUUCACAUUCACGUUUGUUAGGAGUGUGGUGAAAAAUGGCUGGCGUCAGCGACUGGUUCAGCAUCGGUAGUACGGUGGCAUGUAAAACGUGUUACAACAAGGAGAUCGAGGGUGAAGUCCUCGCCUUUGAUCCACAGACAAAAAUGCUCAUACUAAAAUGCCCGGCGUCAUGUGGCAGAAUGUCUCUAAACGAUGUCCACAUAGUGAAUCUGUCCCUUGUGUCGGACGUUCAAGUAAAGCGAGAGGUCAGUCCGACGGGUGGCGACCCUCCGCAGAGUCUGAAUCUCCAGAGGCUGAAUACGCGGGUCCGAAAUCAGGUCGAGGAGAAAAAGAGGAUGGUAAAAGCGCUGCAGGCCGGCGUUUCACCAGACGGCCAAAAGCUCUUCAUAGCGAUAACAAAAACUAUUCAAGAUGUAACGUGGAGUGGACCCAACAUCAUAGUUUGGAAAUCCGUCACCAUUGCGCCUCCUUAUAAACUUGACAACGUCCAUGGCGACGAGGAAUCAAAGGCUUAUACCCAUGUUAGAAAAGUGGUUGAAAAAUACGUAAAAGACUCGGCUGCGGCUGAGUCGCAUCAACAAACUGCGCAGAAGGGUGCCAGCUUGCAGUAGUCAAGAGGAUUGCAACUUUUAC